Messenger RNA from Drosophila eugracilis, 321 nucleotides. Its product is annotated as protein new-glue 3-like. The record is from RefSeq and is a predicted model, not a curated record. The transcript has a single exon. Bases 1 to 321 code for a protein of 106 amino acids. NCBI's taxonomy places the organism in Eukaryota, Metazoa, Arthropoda, Insecta, Diptera, Drosophilidae.
AUGAGAUUCGUUUUCAUAUCUGCUUUGAUCCUGGCUUGCCUCCUGGUGAUGGCCAAUAGCUCAUCGAACUCCACGUCCACGUCUACAACAACGAACUCAACAAGCACAGCUACCACAACGACUACAACGGAGGCAACGACCACCACAACAACGACCACGACGGAGGCAAGCACCAGCAGUGACAAGAAAAAGAGGAGGACUCGCCAUUGGAAAACCACCCACAAGAGGAAAGGCAAGAAGGACAAGAAGGACAAGAAGAAGAAGGACAAGAAGCACAAGAAGUCCAAGAGGAAGAACAAGCGUUCCCACCACAGCGGUUAA